AUGACAACAGUGAAUCCCGAUAUGAAGGCCUGGUUUUUAGACGAAACCAGAGUCAUAGACCAACGCAUUGCAGAAAUUCAAACCAACAUAACUCGCAUCAACGAGCUCCAAACCAAUAUCCUCACUGGUACAUCUAGCCAACAAGAAGCUACCAAUGCACGUGAACGAGAAUCGAUAAUGACACAUACAAAGUCCAUUUUGUUCGAAAUUAAAGAUAAAAUCAAAGCAAUAGAACGCGAAAAUGCUAGAUUGCCACGAGAUCAUCCCGAACUCAAUCUUCGCCGUCAAAGACAUGCCCAUCUUCGUGAGAAAUUUACCAAUGUUCUUGAAGAGUACCGUGGCAUCGAAGAGGGUUAUCGUCAAAAACAGAAGGAAAGAAUGGCUCGUCAAUAUCGUGUGGCCAACCCCGACGCAACACAGACUGAAAUUGACUCGUAUCUUAAUAAUACAUCUAAUCAACCCAUUUUCGCUACUAGUCUGGUUCGUACCAGUGAUGCUCGGACAGCAUUGGCAGAAGUGCAGAAACGACACGACGAUAUCAAACAGAUAGAACAGACAAUUGGAGAACUGGCUGAUUUAUUCAAUGAGAUGCAGUUGCUGGUCGAGGCGCAGGAUGAUGUAUUGGUCAACAUUGAAGAGAACGUUGACGAGACGUUGAUGAAGACGGAACAAGCGAACGAGCAUUUAACUACUGCGACUAUGAGUGCACUUGCUGCUAGGAAGAAAAAGUGGAUUUGUCUAGGAAUUUCACUUCUGGUUGCGAUUAUUGUUAUUGCCAUACUUGUGGUUUACCUCCAUCCAAAAAAUAUUAUUCCUAGCAAUAGUGGUAAUACCUCCAAUACUGUCACCGUAGUAAACACAGUGACCCCGACCCCGACUACGAGGCCGACGUGA
Paraglomus brasilianum is the source of this 894-nucleotide messenger RNA. Lineage: Eukaryota; Fungi; Glomeromycota; Glomeromycetes; Paraglomerales; Paraglomeraceae. The record is from the annotation of a GenBank genome assembly.